UUUUUUUUUUUUUUUUUUUUUAUCUUUUGAACGCCUUUGUCUAUCGACUCCGUACAUGUCUUGUGAUUACGGCGUUUCCCCCAAGAGAAAUCCAUUCCAAUCUUUCCGUGGUAACUUCCAGAUGUGUUUCCGGAAGAUGGGUUGUAUCAACCUCAUUUGCCUCGUCCUGUUGAAAGUGAGUGCUGGUAAAGUUGUUACUGUUAGUGCUGUGUAAAUUAUUUGAUAUUACUUAACGAGCUAUGGCGAAAGACCAGCAAAACAUGGAAAUAGUUCCAUUGAUAUAUGAUUGGUCGCGAGAGAAGUUAUGGCGCCUAAGAGACCACCAGGGUUAUGCUCCGUCGUGUGUGUGUACUUGAUGCUAUCCACGUUGCC
Molecule: messenger RNA, 372 nt
Organism: Aplosporella prunicola CBS 121167
Lineage: Eukaryota; Fungi; Ascomycota; Dothideomycetes; Botryosphaeriales; Aplosporellaceae
Exons: 2
Coding region: 56-214 (52 amino acids)
Source: RefSeq, a predicted model, not a curated record